Molecule: messenger RNA, 4068 nt
Organism: Tetrahymena thermophila SB210
Lineage: Eukaryota; Ciliophora; Oligohymenophorea; Hymenostomatida; Tetrahymenidae
Product: cation channel family protein
Exons: 5
Source: RefSeq, a predicted model, not a curated record
AAUUAAACAUAAUAAAAAAAAUAACAAAAAUUUUUAAAUAAAAAACACAAUUUACGAAUUCUUAACUAAAAUUAAGCAAAAAUACGCACUCAUUUUUUAUUGUUAUUUUAUUCAAGUAAUAGAUAAAAUGAACUAAAACUAGAUUAAAUAGGGUCAAAAUUCAUAAAAUUUAGAGGGUUUGAAUAAAAUAAUGUGUCUAUAUUAAUUAAACUAAGGAGCAAAUGCAUAUCUGCAUAGUUAAUAAUUUGAUACUAACCUACUCAAUCAUACAUUAAAUACAUCUCCUACAAAAAACUAAAUGGAAUAUUAAAGUUAAGAAAAUGAAGAAAAUUAUGUAAGCGUAAGGGAUUUCGCUGAAGUUAAUAGCACAAGCUAAUGCAUGAAUAAAAGCUAAUUAGAAUAUCUUCUCAUAAGAACUGAAAGACAAAAACAAAAUGGUCUUCAACCAUUAAAUUCUACCAUUCACCCAAAAAUUAAUUUAUGUGAGAAGUAGCAAGAAAAUGCAAGAAUGGAAAACUUUAUUAGAUAACCCAGCCGUAAUUUAUCAAAAUAACAAAGAAAAAUCUCUUAUGUAAAAACAAGACCAGCUAAAAUUUCAAUUUGUGAAAGUCUAGAGCCUAAAGAGAGUGAAGGUGCAAUCUAAGGUUCACCAUUUUAUAAACAAAAUACAUUUAAUAAAAAUUUAAAUUAAAGAAGAAGAAGUAGCAGGAUGCAAGUAGAACAAUUUUAAAAUACUUUAAUAAAAAUUAUUUAAAAUAAAACUAAUAACUAACAAUAAUAAAAGCAGAAAUUGCUUGAUAUUCCUGAUUAAAAUGAGGCCUUAUAAACUUAAGAAUAAGAAAAAAUCCAAAUUUAAAAUUAAUUAGGAGAAGACUAGUGUAAAUUAGGUACAUUUUAAAAGUUAAAAAAGAAAGAUGAAAAGCUAAAAAAUGCACUUGUAUCUCGUUUGGGUAUAUUCUCAAGAUUUAUAAGAAAUAUAAAGAAUUUGUCUCAGCUUUAUAAAUUUAGAAUUAUGAAAACAGAAUAAAAAUUAAGAUUUAAUGAUAAAUCUUUCUACUAACAAAAAAAGUAAGAAAUGGGAAAUGAAAACUUUAGUAAAAAAAUACUCUUUAGAAUAUUUUCUAAAAUUUUUUAAAAGUUAGCAAAAUAAAUACCAGUAUUUGAUCCACUACAUUUUGCUGUACUUAGUUUAGAUUUCAUUGUUUUGAUAACUUUAACAGCUCAACUAUUUACUCUUCCAUUGGCUGACUCAUUUGAAGUUAAUUAUUUAAAAUAAGGAUGGUGUAAAGUGGUAUUUUAUUAUAUUCCAGCUAUCGCUCUAAUAGCUUCUAUAUUUACGAAACUAAAUACUGGAUUUUUUAAAGAAAAUAUAGCUGUCAAUGAUAGGAAAAAAAUUUUUCUGAACUAUUACUAUAGCGGAGGACUUGUGAUAGAUUUUAUUACUGUUCUUUCUUUUUUAGUAACAUAAGACAUUUAUGACUAUGUAUUUUUACUACUCAAGAUUUAUUAAAUUCAGAACUCAAUAGUAAAGGUAGAUACAAAAUUUUCAUUAUCUUAGAGAUUUCCAUUAAGUUUUCAAAUAUUUAAGCUUAUUUUUCUUGUAAUGUUCCUUGCCCAUUUAAAUGGUUGCAUUUUUUACUAAGUAGCUAAAAAUGUUGAUGAAAGCUGGAUAACAAAAAAUAAUUUAAUGACUGCAGACUGGUAUGCUAAAUAUAUAAAUAGUGUAUACUUUUCUUUCAUUACUAUGGUAACUGUUGGAUAUGGAGAUAUAACACCAGUUUCUCUCUAAGAGAAAGUUUUUGUUAUUUUCAUGGUUGUUUAUAGCUGUGGGUUUUUCGGCUACAUUGUAAGCAGUAUAGGUAAUAUUUUUACUUAGAGAGCUUAAAUACAAGCAAACUACAAGAGAUAAUUAGUCGAUAUGAUUUAAUAUAUGAGAACAAGAAAUAUUAGUUAGAUGAUCUAGUAAUAAGUAUUUUAAUAUUUACAUUACUUAGAGUAGAUGGAUUAUUACAACCAUUAAAAAGGAGAAGAAAUAGUCAAAAAGCUUUCACCUUACCUCUAAUAACAAAUUAAUAUAAAUUCCUAUUAUCCUUUUCUUAAAAGCUCGAAUUAUUUUAAACUAAAUUUCAAAGACUCUAUCUUAAUAAAUGCCUCUCUCAAAAUGAAAGAACUUACUUUUGGUCCUGGCUAAAUAAUAUUUAAAUAAAACGAUUAAGAUAAUAGAUUAUUUUACAUUCUAAAAGGAGAAGUGUAGCUAAGUAGCAACAAUCAUCAAAUUUGCAUCAAAAAUGAGAAAGAUAAUUGCUUUGGGAUAAACGAAUUUUUUACAGGAGAGUGUAGAAACUUAGAAGCUAAAAGCUUAACUGUUUCUUAAAUUUUAUAUUUAGAGUUGAAUGAAUUCAAGCAAGUAUUGAAAGAAGAUCCUUUGGAAUACGAAAAAUUUUGUUCACUUAAAGAUUAAGUUAUCUUCAGUAAGAUAUCAAUUGAUUAGCCAUGCUUUUUUUGCAAUAAAUUUAGUCAUAGGUACGACUAAUGCCCUUUUUACACAUUGAAAAAUUAAAGAUUAUUAAUGAUUGAAAGAAGUAAUAGAAGCAUUAGCUAAGAAAGAAAAUACUUUGAGAGAUAUGAUCGCUUUAAGUUUAAUAGUUUAUUUGAAAAUGCAGAAGUCAAGUUAAAUUUAAGAGCUAUUAGGUUAAAUUACAUAAAUAAUUUGGCUAUCGAUAAGAAUGAAAUGAUACAGCUUGCACAAAAUACUAUUGAAAUUGAGAAUGAUGUAGAUUUUUAUAGGUACAAUGAUGCCUUUUAAUUAAAAUAAAACAACGAAGGAUAAGAUUUUAAUAUCAUUUUAAUAAGUUCUGAUAAAAUAGCUGACGAGUUUUUUUUAGAAGAAGAAAAGUUAGAAAAUGGUGAAGAAGGUAAUGAAAGAUUAAACCCAAUAAUUAAUUCUUAAAAGAAAAUAGCCACAAGCUCAAUAGUAGCAACAGAAAUUCUGAUAGAAGAAAAUAAAAAUUAACAUUAGUCUACACUUCAAAACUCUCAAAAUCUGUUUAAGAAAUCAAAUUCUUUUUUGCAAAACGCAUUUCAUACCUAAAAUAGUAGUAAUUUAAAUAUGUAAAAUUAUGAGAAACUUCACCCUAUAAAGGAGCAAUUUUCAACAACAAACUAUAAAAUUCAAAACCACACUAGAUAAUAAUCUUGGAGAAAAAAUUCAGAUACUUCUAUAUCAAGUUAUCAAAAUAAAAGUGUUGAAGCAUCUUCUUCAAGAAUAUAAGACUAAAAUCUGCUAAAGCAAAUAAUAAGCUAUAUUGAGCUUACUCAAAUCAAAUAAGAAGUUGAAAAUUAGCAGGAAGUUUCAUAUAAUAUUUAAAAAGAUGAAUUUUUUUGCAUAAAUGAAUUUGAUUAAUUAUAAGAAUUUACUAGGUAUUUUCCAAAAAGCAAUUUUAGUUAGGUUUUAGGAUAAAUAAAUAAAGCAAAUUUAAAAAAGCAAAAAGUUCCUUUGAAAAAGGCAAAAAAAAACUAAAAUAGACCAAAUAAUACAGUUUUUAAAAGUUAAGCUAUUAAGAAAAAAAAUACUUUAUCAAAUAUAAAUACUUAAUGUACUCAAGCUAAUAUGCAUAAAAAAUCAUAAGAAACACCUCUUGCUAUUGCAAAAUCAUCAAGUUAUAACUAAUCCAAUUCUGAGAGUUUGAGUAACGUUCUAUCAUGUAGAACUUAAGAAAUACAAGACUUUAACAUAGAUCAAAAAAGUGAAAAUAAACUUUUAUAAAGUUAACAAGGAGAUAAUAUAAGAUCACACUUUUUAAAACCCUUGUAGUGAAAACUAAAAAUAAAACGAUGUCCUAAAAAAUAAUUUUUAGUGUUUUCAAAUAAGUAAAAAGAAUUAAAACUGAAUUAACUUUAAUAACCAUUAAAAUUAAUAAUAAAAAAAACUACUUUGUUUAUUAAUUAAAGAGUAAAGACAAUUUAUAUAUUAAAAACUAUGAAAUAUUAUUAAUUUUGCUUUAGUGUGUUUUUAUACAAUAAAAACUAUUUCUUCAGUUUACUAUUUCAAAUAAUUAUAUUUUUUUU